Molecule: messenger RNA, 4369 nt
Organism: Chiloscyllium plagiosum (whitespotted bambooshark)
Lineage: Eukaryota; Metazoa; Chordata; Chondrichthyes; Orectolobiformes; Hemiscylliidae
Gene: psat1
Product: phosphoserine aminotransferase 1
Biological process (GO): L-serine biosynthetic process
Cellular component (GO): cytoplasm
Molecular function (GO): O-phospho-L-serine:2-oxoglutarate transaminase activity; pyridoxal phosphate binding
Source: RefSeq, a predicted model, not a curated record
UCGGGCGUCAGGUUUCCAGUUAGGCAUAUUUGAUUAACAGAUUUGUUGUUAAUCUUCCCCAAGGUAUAAUCUGAGCAUGAUUGGGAGAUAGUUGAGUGACUGAGUAAGAAGGAGUGAGCGCAGUCACUCACCCUGCGGUCUGCUGCAAUCGGGGCCAUUCUUGCACCAAGCUGCAGCGCUCACGCAGACCGCGCGUGCUGGAGCCAACAGCCAAUUGGAUACAACAUGAACCAUGGGAGAGCCAAUUAGAAAUAACCGACGACAAUUGCCAUGUGAAAUGAACCAGUGAGCAGCAAGCGAUGCCGUGGAGGGUUCGCAGUGAAGCAGAGACAUAUCCAUAUAUAAUUCAAUAUCGAGACACAGGCGUUUAUAGAUACACUUAAAUAUUCAGAUACGGGCAUAUAUACACGAUCGAAAUGGAAAGUGGCAGGAAGCAAAUGAUCAACUUCGGGGCUGGUCCUGCCAAGCUACCACUGCCGGUCUUGCUUCAAGCACAGAAAGAACUGCUGGAUUACAAGGGACUUGGAAUUAGUGUUCUAGAAAUGAGCCACAGAUCUUCAGAUUUCAUCAAAAUUGUCAACACAACAGAAAAUGAUCUGCGAGAACUGCUGAAUAUUCCAGAAAACUACAAGGUAAUUUUUCUCCAGGGAGGUGGAACUGGUCAGUUCAGUGCUGUCCCUUUAAACCUUAUUGGAUUGAAAGAAGAGAGGAGUGCCGAUUAUGUGGUGACUGGAUCUUGGUCUGCUAAAGCAGCCAUUGAAGCAGCGAAAUAUGGAAAAGUGAAUAUUGUUCAUCCCAAGCUCGAUGCUUACAUAACAAUUCCAAAUCCAAGUAGUUGGAAUUUGAAUCCAAACGCUUCUUAUGUUUACUGUUGUGCCAAUGAGACACUGCAUGGUGUGGAAUUUCCCUUUGUCCCGGACACAAAAGGAACUGUGCUGGUCUGUGACAUGUCGUCAUGUUUUCUUUCAAAGCCAGUAGAUGUCUCCAAGUUUGGUUUGAUUUUCGCUGGUGCUCAGAAGAAUAUUGGUUGUGCGGGAGUGACUGUGGUAAUAAUCAGAGAGGAUCUUCUAGGAUUUGCAUUGAAGGAAUGUCCAAUAGUGUUUGACUAUAAAGUACAAGAGAGCAGCAAUUCUCUUUACAAUACUCCUUCAACCUAUAGCAUUUACAUUAUGGGUUUGGUCUUGCAAUGGAUUAAGAAAUGUGGUGGUGCUCAAGUGAUGGAACAAAACAGUAUUGCUAAGUCAAAGCUGAUUUACAAUGUAAUUGAUGGAUCCAAUGGAUUCUAUGUGAGUCUACCUGCUUCAAUCUACAGAAGUAGAAUGAAUAUUCCAUUCCGCAUUGGAAAUGCUAAUGGGGACAGUAUUCUUGAAACUGAAUUUCUUGACAAAGCUGCUAAACGCAACAUGAUAUCAUUAAAAGGCCACAGGUCUGUUGGUGGAAUUCGUGCUUCCCUCUAUAAUGCUGUAACAGUGGAAGAAGCUCAAAAACUCGCAGAGUUUAUGAUCGACUUUAUGAAGGAGCAUCAUGUGUAAAAUAUUUGUGUUUUGGUUUUAACGUUGCAUUGUAUUUCUGAAAUGUAGACCUCUAGGUUUUCAGGAGAUGCUGGAAAUAUUCAGCAGAUUUGGUGGCAUUGGUAGAAAAAUGAUUUUUGAUUUAGCAUUUCUGGUUAUAGAGAGUAGUUGGAAUAUUGCAGAACUUUAAUCCUACCGAAAAAGAUGCAUUGUCAAAGCUUCCCUUCUUGCGCUUAUCAGGAUAAUUGACUAAUUUAAAGGAAAAUAACAAUUUUUGUAUGAGUGUGCUGAUUCGUAAAGUGUUGCCAUGGAGAGUACACCAAAUUAUAGUUCGUUGUCUGUUAACUGCUACAUUUGCUUUAAAUUUCAAACCAGACAGGUUGGUUGACGAUGGCAUUGCCCUGAGAACCAUUGACUCUCAAGUCAGCAAAAUAAGUGACACUGAUUCACUGGAUCAUUUUCUCAGGGCAGUGUCUUGAUCAAUCAGUCACUUCAUCUCUUUGAAGGUUAAAUUAAGGUUGGUGGCAAACAGUCAACCAACUAUUAAUUGGUGAACUUUCUCUAUGGCAACACUGCUACCAACCAUCAUUCUCUCUCAUGCCGUGUAAAUAUUGGUUUUCCACUUAAAUUGAUAUUCUUACAAAUUAUUAUGGUAAUUGCAGUACAAAAAUCUUUGACAAAAUGUCUUCUCUGAGAAAACUCAAUUUCCAGUUAAUAUUGAUUUUGAUAGUGGAUCAUUGACCUUAAACAGUCUCAUGCUUUACAGCCCUGCAGAACAUUUCCAGCAUCUUUGGCUUUGCUUUAACGUGUGUCUUGUUGGUGAAAUACAUCUAAGAUUCUUUAAUCAUUUAUAAAUCAUACUAUAUUAGUCUUUUUUUAAUUCUGGCACACCUGAACUAUCUAUUCAGGUUAUCACUCUCUGUGAUAAACUACAAUUUUUAGUGGAGGAACGACCACUGAAUUAGCCAACAACCAAUCUCAUUACAAAAGCUUUUUUUUAAAUAUAGUCUCUCCCUUCACACUAGGCUCUCCCAAGUAAAGCUAACUUUCUAACUGAUUUUGUGGCUAUUUGCAGGGAAAGUGGUGGUUGCACAAUUUGCAAGUAAAAUUAAAGCCUGAAGAAUAUGGAUAGAAUGUAGCUUUGCUCUACAUUGUAGAGCUGAUCGGAUAUCCUGGCAUUUCACAUGGACCUGUAUUCAGAGUUCAGAAGAAUGAAACGUUUAAAAUUCUAAUUGGGCUGGAUAUAGGAGAUGCAGGGAGGCAGUUUGCUGUGGUUGGAGAGUCUAGGACUAGGGGACACAGUUUCAGGAUAUGGAGUAGAACAUUUGGGACUGAGAUGAGGAACAGUUUCUUCGCUCAAAAGGUAGUGAACCUGGGGAAUUCUCUACCGCAGAAGGAUGUGGAGGCCAAGUCACUGAAUAUAUUCAAGAAUAAGAUUUUUCAAUUUAAAAGGCCUCGAGAUAAGGGGAUAAUGGUAUUGAGAUAGAGGAUCAGCCAUGAUCACAAUGAAUGGUAGUGCAGGCUUGAAGGACUAAAUUGCCUACUACUAUUUCCUAGGUUUCUAUAUUCAAGGCAAUGAAAUCAAAGUAAAGAUAAAUAUUUUCACACUUUUUUUUGCAUUGUUUUUUUUAUUGCCUCAGCCUAGCCAUUUAUGACAAUCUGAAUCAUUGCAUUUUGUUUGGCAUAACAUUGAACUUAGCUUCUAGAUUAAUUACAAAAACCGUCUUUUAUGUUAGAAUUUGCUGCCAGGCAGUCAAAAUGCAAAUGAAUAACUGUAUUUUAAGGAACCUGAAGUUUGACAUUUUCCAUUUUGAACUCCUUUGGUACUUGGACAAACUUAGUUUGCGAUUUCUGAUAAACCAUUCUUGUGGUUCGUCAGAUUGUUGUUACAUUCCCUUUGCCCAGCAGUGGUAAACAUCUGCGUUUGCUUCCCGAGAGGGUGGUGGAUGUGAAGAUGGUCACUGAUUUCAAAGGAAAAUUAAAGGAACGUUUAAAGGACAUGAACUUUCAGGGCUGCAGGAAUAGAGAAGGGGAUAGUGUCUGAUUUGAAUCACUGUACAGAGACUGAGUUGACCAAAUGAUGACUUCUGUGCUAAGGCUCCGACUAGGGCAUUUUAACUAUACACAACAUGAAAGGUGUACUGUUGGUCCUACUUAGCAUUAACCAUACAUAAUUUAACAUCUAAUCCAAUGACAACUUGUAGCAGAAAUUUAAGUAGUGGAUAAAUAUCUUAUUUAAAUGGUCAAGUAGAAUGAGUGACUCAGUAAUUUAGCAAAAGCAUUUUUUUUUAAAUAUUACCAGAAAUUUAUAGAAUGACCUGAACUUUUAAUGUUUAGAACAGAUGAAAAAUGGUCAUCUCUUUCAGCAUGAUCUGCAAAAGAAAACUAUCUUUGGACAAGCAGUUCCUGGAAUUAUUGUGAUAAACUAUUUUGUAGCAUAUAUGUGCUCCAAUGCACAAGUAUUCUUCAGCCAAGUAGCUAUCCUGAAUGCAUUCUGUGAUUUGGUAUAUGCUGUGUCUUGACCACCUGCUGGUGAUUGCUAUUUCACUGUCAGUGAGAAAUGGCAGCUAAAUGGCUAAGAGCCAAAUUAUUACAUAAACUCAAACAUGUCUUGUGGUUAGUUGGUGGUUUGUGCCCAUAACUAGGCCCCUGAUUUAAAUCCAUGGGCAAGAUAAUUAAUAUUAGCAUGAUACUUUAAAAUAUAACUUGGAAAAUGUUGAUGGGCUUAAGGGGAUGUCUUUCCCUUGUUGGUGAAUCCAGAAAUAAUCUCUGAAUAAGGGAUCAGGAUAUGGAAGAUAUAGACUGUAGGGAAAUAGAUGGUGACAUCUUGCAAAAUGUCCAGAUUACAGAGGAGGAAG